Molecule: messenger RNA, 2217 nt
Organism: Leguminivora glycinivorella
Lineage: Eukaryota; Metazoa; Arthropoda; Insecta; Lepidoptera; Tortricidae
Exons: 2
Coding region: 814-2217 (467 amino acids)
Source: RefSeq, a predicted model, not a curated record
UUUGCACAAGUGACGCAAUCAUUUUUUAGCCACGUAUUCUCUUUAAUUGCUAGUCGCUGCUUUAGAGCCACAUUUAAAGCCUAUUGAGCUAAAUUAAGCAUUUAAAACUAUUUAAGAAGCAUAAAAACGCUUAUUUGAGUGACCUUCUUAUUAGUUCAUUUCAUAAAUCUUAAUUAAAAAUUACGCUAUACCUACUUAGGUAUCAUAAAUUAUACCUAAAGCAUUUCUUCAUUUCAUGCGCUUAUUAUAAUUUUAAGUUACCUACUACGAGUAGUGUACAGCGGUUUAACUUAUUACGCGCAGUUAAAUCUAAACACAAAAAAUACAAGUGUUUGUGCAAUCGUGUUACAGAUAAGGCCCGGCCGCAUCUGCCCGGCAACAACAACUACUCCGCACAGCUGCGCCGCGCUUUCCGCUGACUCCUGCAUUCCGCACAGCACUGUUGCCGCCCGAGCCAACCACUGUGACUGCGAACUUAGGCCAAAUUUACCCACCCCCUCCACUUCGGCCGCGGCCUCUCCUCCUGCCUGUGUGUUCUGCGGCGGCGAGCACCGUAUUUACGAUUGCUCGUCAUUCCUGUCCCUGUCCAUUGAAGACCGGAUCUCCGGAGCGUCAAGGUUACGCCUUUGUCUUAAUUGUCUUCGGAAGGGGCACACUUCUUAUCGCUGCAGAGUAGCUACUUGUCAAACAUGUAAGAAGCGCCACAAUACAUUGCUGCAUAGGGAAACUCCUCAGGUUGCAGAUUCGCCCGUAGACGCGCCUCUGCCGCAGUCGGCACCCGCGCCCGCGCCCGCUCCCGGGUUGUCGUCUAAUAUGACCGUAUCGCAUUCGGACCAGGUACUUUUACCUACCGCGUACGUAGACAUAUAUAGCCCGGCUACUGAUAGUUACGUAACGGCGCGCGCGUUUUUAGAUUGUGGAAGUAUGACUUCUAUUGUCACAAAAGAUUAUAAGCAAAAAUUGCAACUGGCACCGCUGCCCAGUGAUAAAAAUCUUUUCGGAUUAUCUGACGUUCCUAUAGCCAAUAGUCCCGAGCGUUGUUUCGUUCAAAUUCGAUCUAAACAUGAUCAAAAUAUAAAAUUCGACAUCGCAUGUUUAGCUCUGGACAAAAUCAACAGCAGUUUGCCGCUAAAGCCUAUUGAUAUCACCAAUAUCAAGUGGCCGCGUAAUAAAAAACUCGCCGAUCCUCAGUUUAAUCGACCGGGUCCCGUAGAUAUUUUAAUUGGCGGUGAUGUUUUUUGGACCUUGGUAGGGGGCGAGCAAAUUGAUUUAGGGCACGAUUCGCUUGUUUUGCGCAAAUCAAAACUAGGUUGGUUAGUGGUUAGUAAAUAUAACCCAUUUUUGAUGUUCAACGAUAGGUCUUUAAAUUCUCCUUUGCAGUGCAAUCAUUUGUACACGACCAAUGAAGACCUUGACGACUCGCUCACCAAAUUCUGGAAGCUGGAGCAAGUGCCCCAACCUAGCCAACCGUUUACAGAUUUAGAGGCAGAAUGUGAGCAACAUUUUGUCACUCACACAUAUCGCGAUGAUAACGGAAGGUUUCACGUGCGUUUGCCAUUAAUUACGGAACCCGACUGUUUAGGCGAUUCCUAUCGCUUCGCUAAAAAACGGUUCUAUGCAUUAGAAAAGCGAUUUAAACGCAAUCCUGAAUUAAAAUCGGCUUACGAGCAAUUUAUUAAUGAAUAUGCCGAAUUAGGUCACCUCUCUGUGUCCGACUCUGACAUUCCUGACCCCUCUUUUUUUGUGCCGCAUCAUGCUGUGCAAAGGCCCUCCAGCGAAUCUACGAAGCUUCGUGUUGUUUACAAUGGAAGUGCCCCCACCACAUCUGGCUAUUCAAUAAAUAAUCUACAGAUGGUUGGGCCAACAAUUCAAGACUCGCUAUUUAAUAUUCUCUUGAGGUUUCGUACCUACAAAUAUGUCUUGACUGGUGAUAUCGCCAAGAUGUAUCGCCAGGUCAUGGUUCAGGAGUGCGACCGCGAUUUACAAUUAAUUCUUUGGCGCUCCAAUGAGACUGAACCUUUAAAAACUUUACGACUCAAUACAGUCACUUACGGGUACUCGAGUGCUAGUUUUUUGAGCACACGCUGUUUAUGGCAAUUGGGUGAGGAAUGCGCAGAUGAAAAAAUUAAAACUAUCAUUCAAAAUGAUUUUCUAGUCGAUGAUUUAUUAACAGGCUCACACAGAGGAGGAAUUGCGUUACAUCAAAGACUCAGUUGA